AUGGUAGACUAUCGCGGCAACAUUCUGCUAGAUACAUUUGUCCGACCGACUCAGCCAGUCAGCGACUAUAGAACACCAGAGACCGGUUUGCAACCUCUGACUCUAGCGUUAGCGCCGACUUUCAUCGACGUGCAGCGCCAGGUGGCAGCACUGAUAAAGGACAAAGUUAUCAUAGGAUAUUCUCUGUGGCAGUUCCUAUCGGUCUUGGGUCUCGCUCACCCGGCUAUCGACACUCGAGACGUGGCCUUAUUCAUGCCGUUCCGCCGCAGUUUGGGGUCUAAACCCAGCGUCACACUCCCUCUAGUGACUCUGAUAAAUCGCUUGAUGGGACGCCACAUUGGCCUGCACGGCGAGUUCCCGGUGGAACAUGCGCGAGCUGCACUCGACCUCUUCCGUUCAUGUGAACACACAUGGGAAGAGAUCAUCGAGACGGGGGCCUGGCCAUGCGCUCUGCCUCCUACCGCAUAUGCGAACUGUUUCACCUGA
Molecule: messenger RNA, 486 nt
Organism: Laetiporus sulphureus 93-53
Lineage: Eukaryota; Fungi; Basidiomycota; Agaricomycetes; Polyporales; Laetiporaceae
Exons: 5
Coding region: 1-486 (161 amino acids)
Cellular component (GO): nucleus
Molecular function (GO): exonuclease activity; nucleic acid binding
Source: RefSeq, a predicted model, not a curated record